ACAUCAUUGAACGUCUGGUCCACCAUGUAUAUAUGAGCCAUCACGAUUGACUUGGUAUAUUGUUGGCUCAGCCCGCCCUUCCACUUCAAAUUGAUUUUGUGGAGGUUAUGCCGAUGUGUUCUCGUCCGUGUUUCCCAGGUCAUGCGCAGAUGGGUUGAACAUGCUCAGAUCAGAGGAUAUCUGCACUGCCCCCAGCGCGCCUCCCGAGCAUCCUCCAUCAAUCAGCAAAACCUCAAUCCUGCGAUCUCAGUUCGGCGACACAAUGCCUCGAAGCUCGUCUCUCGAUCGUUCUCGACAGCACAAAUCUGGAAACAAGAUGCGGCGCCGCCUGCAUCGCAGGCUCCGUCCAUCGACCUCCCGAAAGCACAGGAGUUUGCAAAAGCGGUAACACGAGAUGAACAUCCAAAGAAUUCAAAGCCUACGGAAGAAGAUCACGAGUACUGGGUAGCAUUGCUAGAGAAAUAUUUGCCGAGGGAUCUGAAUCUUUCCUUCCGGGAGGGAUCGCGCACCGUAUUCGAUCGUCAAAAUGAUGCACAGGAAGUGCUUGAGAUUCUCCAAACAGCGCAACGCAGCAAAGGUCUGGAUAUCCUGACUUACAUGGUAUUAACCCAGCAUCGGCACAAAGCGGUAAUCUAUCUUGCAAACAAGAUACUGGAACCAGCACAAAAUCGGGCCGACCAGUCUACUGCCCGGGAACCGCCUUCAAACAUUCGCUGGCCGUCAGCUCCAUUAUCUGAGCUCUUGAAGGCGCCAAUAGACCUUGCUCCCGAAGCCUACGUCCGGAUCUCGUCUUCAGUAGCACUCGCAAGCGUUUAUCACGGCAGAGAAGGUGCAAGUGGCAAUGAAGCAGUCAUGCAUUUAAUGUGGCCGAUGCUGGCGAAUCUCGUCAUAGCUUCAUUGCACCUCUCGGCGGAAAAGGCUAAGCAGGUCAUGUACAUGGUCCAUCAGAUCAUCGCGCGAGUUCAUCAUGUCGGCCUGGUCCCAGCCUCUGUUUACACAUAUGCUACGCCACAAGCACCAACAACCAUUCAAUAUCCGCCGAUACUAAGUUUAUUGUCGACAAGGAUCCUGUCGACUCUUUCAGAUACUGUUUGGCGUGCUUCGCAGGAUGAGGAAAUCUCUCGGUUGUUGAAGGAGGGCAAGACUCAUAAAGACCUUCUCUCAGAUGUUCCAGGUAGUCGCUUCCGCCUCAAAAUACGGGAACUUGCACCAGCAGUAUGGGUUGAGUUUAUACUUUGGUGCUGUGUGGAGGGAGGACUUGCGUCCGCUGGAGCUCGCAUCAUCCAGGCUUUGCGUCGAGACUCCAACCACUUAUGGUCUGCUAUCCAUUGGACGGUUGGUGGCCAUGCUACAGAGAACGAGAUCCAUCAAAUCGACUGGGAGCAGGUCAAGCCCAAUUAUGGAGGAUCUACUGCAGGUCCAAUCGAAGGCUACAGUCGAGACAAGUCAUCAGUCGAGAAGCCUACCACAACCAUAAGUGCUGAGGUUGUCCUUGCCCUUGUUGAUUGCUUGAUCAAUAGCAUAGAUCAAGGUUGUGCGUAUAGCGGACUGACCAUCGCUGACGUCCAAGACAAAAUCAGCGAGGUGGUGGCUUUUCUUGAACCGCAUGGACUUGCUCCGGGCUAUUUCGAUUAUCUGACUGUGCGCAUUUUCCAAACCGAGAACUUUCGCCUGCAGACAAGCCCCGAUGCAUUGGCCAAAUGGGCAUCUGAUGUGUCGGUCCUGCGCACCCUGGAACGUGCGAAAGCACUCCGUUUCGGAAAGCCAGGAUUUUAUGUCGACUACAUAUUGGAGCAUUCUGCAUUAGAGGCAGGCAUCCUCCAUCAGUCCCUACAACGUUACAUCGAAUCCAGUCUUACCACCAAAGCUGUGGGUACCCUCACGUUACUCCAAAAGCAGGUUGAUGCAAGCAAACUCGAAGCUAUUGGCGAGUUUCUGUCACUUCAAGUAGGACCGAAGGACGGCUUCUUCACUUCUAGACCUACACAGCGCCAUACCGACUUCAUCAAUUCACAUGGUCAACUCCCCGAGUACAAGCUUCCUCUGGUCAUCAACAUGGCGACGAAAUCUAAGCUGUUCGGCUUGAGUGACUGGCUACUCUAUUCUUCCGACAUCGAUGGCCCUGUAGUGCCGGUUGAGGUCCAUGGGCGACCGUCUAUCGCGAUCGCGCUCAGUCAUCAUGCAGCUGCUAAGGACGACAUCUUCCUCAUGAAGUCGAUCUUAGCCGGAUCCGGAGAGUCGAGAAGGAAGCCAACAGUCAACCUUCUGAGAGCUCUUGCAAAUGCUCAAAUCCAUUUUCGUGCAUGGGAUGAUGUCCAUUUUCUUCUUCAGAGAUUGAAAAGGUCCGAGGCGGGCGGCUACAGUCCGGGCAUCGUCGCCAACUUGGCAUCCGCGAUAUUGCGGCUUGAAGCAGAAACAAAGCGACAGCGGCAGGAGCAAUAUGAUCCGGACGAUGCUGAUCUCAAACAAGCCGAAAGGUUUCUCGGUCAGAUUCUGAGCGGUCGCUAUGAUGCGCCAAAAGCAGACUUCAACGUCCUUCAGAAAAAGACUUUUAGACAACAAAUUGGCUUUCUGCUGCGUUUCCUAGAAGACAUUCCGGACAGCCGUGUACGAGACAUUGCUGCUUCCUACAUAAACAAGUUUCCUGUCAGCAACAGUCCGAACCUUGACUUGGAUACAUUUCAUGCUAUCUUUUCCGCAGUCGUCGAGGUCAAAGGUGCUCUAGAGGGCCGCCGCAUGUGGGACAUAUUUUGCAAAUUGCCCAGUCUAUCAAACCCUACGACGCUCGGUGAUGAUGGCCUGUCGCAGCUUCCUCAACUCGGGGCCGAAGAACACAAACACGAUCCCCGAUCAAGUCGACGCAUGCGCUCUACUACGUCUGGAUCAGUCAGUAAACAAGCAGGUUCUCUCUCUGAAAACCUCGAGGAUACACCAGAAGCGAGUGUGAUGCAAUCAGCAGAGUCUGGAGAAGUUCGACUGCCGAACGACUCAAUUCGAAUCCCGUCAAUCGAUUCCGAUGUUCCUUCUCUCAGCAGUCGACUGUCGCAAGGUUCAGAUAUGUUGUCGUCACUUGCCGCCCAUGUGGAAGAUCCAUCCUCAGACAUUCCCUUUGAUUCAAUUGGUUAUGAUGACCCAGACCAAGACAAUCUCACGGUGAAUCCGAUUGUAGUGCCUGACCUUCACACCUUGCAAAUCCUGGUGAGAGGUGCGCUGGCCGACAAGCAAUCCUCGAGAGCACUUUCAAACGACGCCGAUGCUGAAUUGGAAAACCUUCUCGCAUGGGCCGCGAACAUUGCUAGGACUUUCGACUUGUCCUCAGAAGAUAUCCAGAGAGAACUCAACAUACCUGCAAAUUUUCACGACGCUCUGGUGUUGCCGAUGACCUUUCGAGCCAGGAUGAGACGGAGCUAUAAGCGUGCACAUAAAGCAAUGGACGUGUCCAGCUAUUUCACUCGUGGAGUACUCGGUCCGAAGCAAGGCUAUCUAAAAAGGAUCGAGAACAAGGGGAAGCGAUGAAGCGUAUAGGGUGGUGUGGCCUUGCACAGAGACUAUUACUGUCAUAUACAUGUACACCAUAAUAUUGCAUAGCGAUGGCGUAAGU
Exophiala viscosa is the source of this 3601-nucleotide messenger RNA. RefSeq lists its product as uncharacterized. The record is from RefSeq and is a predicted model, not a curated record. The coding region runs from base 142 to 3516 and encodes 1124 amino acids. NCBI's taxonomy places the organism in Eukaryota, Fungi, Ascomycota, Eurotiomycetes, Chaetothyriales, Herpotrichiellaceae. The transcript has a single exon.